AUGCUUGGACUCGGACCCGUGUUAGCCCUGCUCCUCGCGGCAAUCGAGGUGUCGCAGGUGAAUGCGGCAUAUUCGCUCUACAAGGACUACUCUGGGAGUACAUUUUUCGACGAUUGGACAUUCUAUGGUGCGUUGGGGUGUGUCAGGCAUCUCUGUCUCCGUCGUCUGCGGCGCGCAAGCUGCCAGUGGGGCUGUGCAGUGCUGUGUCUUGGCUGAAAUUCGAGCUGACUGCGUGGAUGCGUAUACACUGCCACCUCACACUUGAUGCAUUCUGAUUCGCUGUUCGGCUCGCUGGCAAAACUUGUUCUAUUCAGGCAAGUACGACAACUUGACCAACGGUAAGCUUCUUGCUCGGUUGCCCAUCUCCCGCCAGCGUGUCUCGAUCGAAUUCCUUGGCUGAACCACGUCGUGUGGGGCGCUCGGGACGAUUCAUCGCGCCUUCGCGCGCAGGCGACACGAUCUGGGUCAAUCAAUCCGCGUCCGCUCAAUUGGCCUACGUCAACUCCGCCGGCAGAGCAAUCAUCAAGGUCGACAACACUUCCGUCGUACCCUACAACAGCAAGCGUGAUUCCGUCCGCAUUACUACCAACGCGAGCGUGAGUUCAAACCUCUACGCCCGCGCCGCUCAACCAUGCCCGAGGAUCGGUAGCUGAUCGGAUAAACUCUUCUUUUCUGAUGAUUCUUAGUUUGGUAUCGGAUCUUUGUGGGUCUUUGACGCGUACCACGUCCCAUAUGGGUGCUCCGUGUGGCCGGCAUUGUGGAGCGUGGGCCCGAACUGGCCUCUCAACGGAGAAAUUGACACGUUCGAAGGAGGUCCGCGCCUGCCUCAGGGUUCAAUUGCUGUAGAAAGGUACUGACAAACUCUCUCCAUUCUCUCAAAAAAGUCAAUCUUCAGGCCACGAAUCAAUAUGCUGUGCGUAGACCCCGGCGCUUCGGCAUCUGUUUACUACAGAAUGGCCCGUCUGACAAGUCUGUCUCGAUCCACAGAUCCACACCGAUACAGGCUGCCUUGCUACUAGUCCAUCAAACACUAUGACCGGUAAUCUGACAUACACCAACUGCUCGGCUUACUCAAACUACAACGCUGGCUGCACCAUCACCGAUCCUCGCAAGACCUCGUACGGCGCCGACUUUGCCGCGAACGGCGGAGGAGUCUGGGUGACCGAGCUCGCUUCCACAGGGAUCAAGAUCUGGUUCUUCCCGCGAGCAUCGGUGCCUUCAGAUCUGCUGGCGACCAACAAGAAUGCGCAGCCGAACCCGAGUGGAUGGGGUCUGCCGGCUGCGUACUACCCGAGUCAACCGAGUUGCGACAUCUCGACGUACUUUGGUCCUCAACAGUUGACAAUCGACAUCACCUUGUGUGGAGACUGGGUAUGUCUACAGCCCGUUUCAAUGUCUCCGUGGGUCUGAAAAUUGUGCUUAUGUGAACUUUGGCGGUGAUGGUGACCUCACAGGCUGGACAAGCCGCGGUGUACAGCCAAACGUGUCCCCUCAAGCAGUCUUGUUACCUCGAUAGUGUCCUGAACCCGUCCACCUACAACACUGCCUACUUUGAACUAGAUAGCGUCAGGGUGUACAAUGAUGGAUCACCCGAGGCCACCUCAACCGUCGUCAAGACGAACUCGACCUUCUCCCCGACGGCAACCGGUGGAAAUGCUCCUGCAUCGACCACGAGAUCGUCGAGCGCUCGCAGAGUUUUGAUGGAGUUUGGGAGCCACGGAGUAGUGGCAUUAGCAUUGGCUGUGAUCUUAAUGGCGGUCGGAGCUGGUCUGGUUUGGUAG
This is a messenger RNA of Microbotryum saponariae, 1781 nucleotides long. NCBI's taxonomy places the organism in Eukaryota, Fungi, Basidiomycota, Microbotryomycetes, Microbotryales, Microbotryaceae. The record is from the annotation of a GenBank genome assembly.